Podospora anserina S mat+ is the source of this 2460-nucleotide messenger RNA. RefSeq lists its product as uncharacterized. The transcript has 6 exons. Gene Ontology annotation, biological process: galactose metabolic process. Lineage: Eukaryota; Fungi; Ascomycota; Sordariomycetes; Sordariales; Podosporaceae. Bases 1 to 2460 code for a protein of 819 amino acids. The record is from RefSeq and is a predicted model, not a curated record. Gene Ontology annotation, molecular function: nucleic acid binding.
AUGACGGCCAUUCCCUCUGCUGUGGUGACCGAUAACCAGCGACUGUCGUUUGCAAGAGUUGCCGCUGCAUCAGCGUCCAAGGACAUUUCCACCACUACUACCAUUGUGAAAUCUCCAGGUCCAUCGCCGCCCAAGGAGAAAAGGGAGACCACCAAGAGCGUCGAUGUUCCGGUUCCGCCAGUAGUCACGGCCAACCCCGCGCUCGAAAUGUCGACCCCGGAAUCGAACAUUUCACCAGCUGCGCAGAAGAUGGCCAGCACGGCUCAGUCCAUGGAUGCCAAGGUUGUUGAGGGGUUGAAGGAUUUGAAGCUCGAGGCGUCACCGUCUAAUGUCAUUGUGGCCAACGGGUCUCUGUCCGGCGCCGUGGAAAGGUCGAGCAGAGCCAGUAACGGCCAAACACCAGCCGACGACGUUUCGCAACGAGCAGACUCGAAUUCCGAGCUUGGAACGAAGCCGCCCAGUCUUGACGGCAAAAGUAUCACGUCCGGGACCACAUUCGCUCUAGACGAGAAGGAAUCGCUGCGUCCUGAUGACAGUGCCAGCGUGAAGGCUGCGGCCGAGGACGACGAUGCGUUUUCCAUCCGCGGCUCCUACAUGGCCAGCUCGCGCAUGGGCUCAGACGUGGCCGCUCGCAUUCACCGCAUCCAGAUUGGCGACAUGCCAUCACGAGCAGCGACUGCCCACCAUGGCCUGGUUGGUAACAAAAACCAGGGAAUCGUCACCCCCCAAAGUGGUGUCUCUGACAAGCAGCUUACCUCAGAUGCGAAGCUGCCUCUUGUCAGCGGAGCAGUCGCGCCUGAUGGGAUGGCAAACGGCUUCCUGAGCCAACACCCAGACGAGAAGCUGUUGGAAGCUAUGCAGUCCCACAAGGACCGCAUCUUUCUUUUGCGAUUGGAACAGCAGGUGAUCGAAUUCGUACAGGAUUCAAAAGAGCCUUUCAUGGACCUGCCUCCAAGCAACUCAUUCUGCAGAAUGCUGAUGCAUAAACUGGCAGACUACUACCAUAUGACACACUCCUUCGAGUCCCAAGCUGGGGCGGUGCGUAUCUUUAGGACGCCCUUCUGCCGGAUCCCUCCCUCUCUGUCUAGUAUUGCAGCAAACACUCCUAAUAGCAGUUCUCCGGCACCCGCCGUGAUGCCGCGAAAGAUCAUGCGUCGGGGUGAGGAUGGAGAGUUUGGCCCCGCAAGUGCGGCUCCCUCUAAGCCAACCUCGGAAGCUGGCAGCGAUGGCAAGGACAAGUCUGUCCCUCGGGAGAAGAUGACGCGAGAGGAGCGAGAAGAGGCGUACAACAAAGCCCGUCAACGCAUUUUUGGAAGUAGUGAAAAUAAGGAGAAUCAGAACCAAGAUGGCGAGGACAGUAAUGGUGUCUCUCGUGCCAGCUCUGUUUCCGCCAAGGAUAGAGUCAACGGUGGAAAAAGAAAGGUCAACAAGCAACGACGAGAUGACAACGAGGGCUUUGAGUCUCGCUCGCAGUUCGUUGCUUGGUGCGGGCCCCAACAACCUACCUGGGCGGCUGCAGGGCCUCAGUAUUAUCAGGUCGCUGCACCUCAGUUCAACGGGCAAUACCAGCAGCAACAGCCGCCACAACCGGUGUAUCAGACUACCAUGCAGCCCAUGUAUGGACCUGGCCAACCGCAUCCUCCCCAGAUGAUGCCUGGCAAUGGAUAUCCUCCUCAUUACAAUGCCGUGCCUCAGACCUAUCAGACUCCGGCUGGACCACAACCAAGAGCUCCACUGCCACCUCAGCCGGCCUACCAGGCCCCUAAUGCCCCCCCAGUGGCCGGGCCGAUGUACAACGCUCCUGUCCCGGCCAUUCAGCAGCCAGCAUGGCCGCAACAACCACAACCCCAGGCGCAGCCCCAACCUCAACCUCAACAGCCCCCAGCCUUCACUCAGGGUGUUUAUCCGCCUCCGCGGGGGAGCCCUGUUCCUGGCCAUGCUGGGAUUCCUUAUGCCUUUGGACAGCUUCCUGUCAAUGUCAACCCCAACGAUCCCAAGAGCCAGCAUCCAAUUCCAGGGAGCUACAGCCGUCAGUCCUUCAACCCAAAGACGCAGUCUUUUGUGCCCGGCGGCGGAAUCCCCAUGCAGCAGUCUACGCCGCCGCCGGCUGGAUCAUAUGGAGGAACAAGCUCUCACCACGGCAGUCCGCAUCCUCAGUUCAACUCACCUCACUUGAGUUACGCCGGGUACCAGCAGCCGAUUCCGCAGCCAAUGCCGCAGCCCGGUUAUGGGCCGGUGCCCGGUGCCUACAGUAUGACGAGACAGAGCUCCAACGCCUCCAUGACGCAGUACCACAAUGUGCAUCAACCUCUGCACGGCAUGCCCCCGCAUGCGCCGCAGCAUAUGGGCGGUCCACCACACAUGGCACCCAAGUCCAACGGGCCGCCAGGACAGCAGACAUAUAGCCACCUACCGAAUUACGGCAACCCAGCCACAUUGCCGCAGAAGCCCUCGACUUGA